GGUAUAUCAUAAUCGCAUCGUCUCUUUUCCGGUUCAAACGAGUACUCAGCUUAGAAUUUAGGGCGGGGGUUGCUCACAUCUCCUACUCUCACCAGCAUCGGUCCUAGGCCUUCUCACGCACGCGUGAAAGCUACGUCUCAGAAUAUGUCGACACCGCCAUUUCAGGACUGGAAGCUCCAGCUAGGUCGUUCGUACGUUCAACAGGUACUCGCGUUUCCCACAACUGCCGCGUGCUUUGACAGCUUCUAUUGGCACGCGACCUGCUGGAUCGAGCCUCUUACUAUCGGCGACCUCCCGCCUCAUAUCUAUAACCGGAUCCGGUCCCGCGUGCGGCCAGACCUCCGACCUUGGGGCGGACCUCUGAUUCAGCUAUACGAGUUUGGCGGACCUAGACGGUACCACGAGCCGAACGGGAUUUCAUUACCACGGGAGAUUCGGCUCUUACUAGUGUUCCCCUAUCUAGAGGAAGAUAUCUUGGAAGAGGCGAGACUACGGAAAUGGAUGGAGGAAGUGGUCAUCCCCGCGAUCGGGCAAUCGCUACCGUCCCAUGCGCUCCAGCAUUUCCACCACAGCAGCGUCCGGAUGAUCCAGUUAAAUAGCCAAGCGGCGCGGGUAGAAGGUCUCCAGGACGUCCCCGACCUUCAACUGGAUUUUUAUCUCCAGCCGGAGCAACUGGACUGCGUAUGGAAGAAGAUUCGAGACAAAUGCGAGACGGUCGGGUUCGAAGAGUUUCGGGGGGUGUGCCCGGUCAUCCUCGCCCGGUAUAGUCCGCUACGAUUUGACGGACCCUCACGCGAAGAAGCGUUCCAAAAACUCGUCAGAAAUUGGAAUUCAUGCAUAGCGAUGUCAUGUAUUCCUCAAGAUGGGUUCUAUGUCGAGUUUAUAACGGAAGGGGAUAUAGGUGUUCCGGAAGGGGUUAUCAGCUAGGGAGAGGGUUAAAAGGGGGAUUCAUAUAAUACUAUGCCCGAAAACCGG
Cladophialophora immunda is the source of this 975-nucleotide messenger RNA. RefSeq lists its product as uncharacterized. The coding region runs from base 145 to 927 and encodes 260 amino acids. NCBI's taxonomy places the organism in Eukaryota, Fungi, Ascomycota, Eurotiomycetes, Chaetothyriales, Herpotrichiellaceae. The record is from RefSeq and is a predicted model, not a curated record. The transcript has a single exon.